Phyllostomus discolor (pale spear-nosed bat) is the source of this 1519-nucleotide messenger RNA. It is a transcript of the gene GPSM3, whose product is annotated as G protein signaling modulator 3. The transcript is spliced from 4 exons. Bases 347 to 889 code for a protein of 180 amino acids. Gene Ontology annotation, molecular function: GTPase regulator activity; protein binding. Gene Ontology annotation, biological process: regulation of inflammatory response. The record is from RefSeq and is a predicted model, not a curated record. NCBI's taxonomy places the organism in Eukaryota, Metazoa, Chordata, Mammalia, Chiroptera, Phyllostomidae.
GGGCAGCUACUGAAGCCCUGGAGAUGAGAAGGCCAAGAGUUCUUGCCCACCUUGAAACCCCUUCACUACUGGGCUGGAGGAGCUUUUCGAAGUCUCUGUGCUCCCCUGAGGGGAGAGAGGUUGAGCAAGCGGUUUGGGUGGGAAAAGAGAACUGGAGGAAGUUGACAGGGAUGGGCGGGGCCGUGGGGGGGCUGACCAGGAACCCAGCUUCCUGCUUAGUACCCAGACAUCCAGCCCCCGGCUCACCCCCACCCCUUCAAGCCCCCACUCCCCUCAGGAACUCAGGGUUCCGGCCCUCCUCCAAAUCCUUGCUACCCCUCCCCCGUUGGUUUCUCCCCUCCAGGGGAUGGAGGCUGAGAGACCCCAGGAAGAAGAGGAUGGUGAGCAGGGCCCCCAUCAGGAUGAGCAAAGCUGGCCCCCUGUGAACACCACCACUCGGCCUUGGCGAUCUGCUCCUCCAUCCCCUCCUCCAGGGACCCGCCUCACAGUCCCCAUCCCUCACCCCCUGCCAAUUUCUCUGAGCCCUCCCCCUCCUCUCUCAGCCCCGGGACGCCGCUCGGCCUCCCUCCUCUCCCUGCAGACUGAGCUCCUUCUGGACCUGGUGGCUGAGGCUCAGUCCCGUCGCCUAGAGGAGCAGAGGGCCACCUUCCAAGCUCCCCACAAUCCCCCAAGACUAGCCCCAGCCCCAUCCUGGCCUCCUGAAGACAGAGAACAGCUCUACAGCACCAUCCUCAGUCACCAGAGCCAGCGGAUUGAAGCCCAGCGGUCAGAGCCUCCCCUACCGCCAGGGGGACAGGAGCUCCUGGAAUUGCUGCUGAGAGUUCAGGGUGGGGGUAGAAUGGAAGAACAAAGGUCCCGGCCCCCCACACACAUGCGUGCUGAGACUUGAGUCCCUACCAGUCCCUGGGCACUCACUCCUGAGGCUCAAAGCUGGGCAGCCCCAUACAUACCCUCAACCCUGCUUGGCAGGGGCACCAGAGACUGAACCCAGCAGAAAUCUCAAUACUCAUCACCCUUAUUCACACUCCCUGGGAAGUGGAGGGGGUGAGAGUCCUCAAACCCUGGGAAUAAUCAAGGUAGGAUAGUCAUUUAAAUCUCUCCCUGAGUACAUGGGAGCUCAAGGCAGCAAGAGGAUCCCAGCCGCCAAAGGACACCCCAUCGUGACUCUAAUCUCAAGGAGUGGCUUGGAGCCUUGGUACUGAGCUGAGGGGACACUCUCAGUAGCCAAGCCAACAGGCAGGAUCUGAGGGCUCAGGCCUCCAAUUCUCAAGAAAAGGCCAAUUUCCUAAGGUUGUGACCUGAGGGACAGUUCCACCCUCUUUCCCAAAAAGAAGAAAGGGAGGGCGGCACUGCAAAGAAAUAGAGACUAUUCUCCCACUCCCACGACCAGCACCCAGCCCCGGGACCAGGGGGCCUGCAGGCUGUGAAUGGACGCAGCCCUAACCACCGUCCCUCUCCACUACUGCUCCGCGUCUGUCUGAUGUUUCGGUUGUAUGAAUAAAUGUGACUCCCCUCUGGA